AUGUCCAACGAAAAAGAAAAGAGGGUCGAUGCUGAUGCAUCUGAAUUGCUUGCUAGUCUUUCCAUAGAUGGAGCCAAGAAAGAAACCUCUACCAAGGAAGAAACUAAGAAAGCAACUGAUGAUGACAAGGCUGAAACAACCGACAAAAAGGUCGAAACUGAAAAAGAGAAACCAAAGAAGGAGGAAGAAGUAAAGAUAGAAGAUAAAGAAGAGAGUCCCAAAGAGUCCAAUUUAAUCAAGUCAAGCUAUGAAGUCAAAGUUAAGUUGGCUGAUUUACAAGCCGAUCCUAAUUCACCGUUGUAUUCAGUUAAGUCAUUUGAAGAAUUAGGAUUGUCUCCUGAGUUAUUGAAAGGUUUAUAUGCAAUGAAAUUCAACAAGCCUUCCAAGAUUCAAGAAAAGGCAUUGCCAUUGUUACUUUCCAAUCCACCUGAAAACAUGAUUGGCCAAUCUCAAUCAGGUACCGGUAAAACCGGUGCAUUUUCUUUAACCAUGUUGUCUCGUGUUGAUGAGUCCAUUCCAGCAACUCAAUGUAUUUGUUUGGGACCAACCAGAGAAUUAGCUAGACAAACAUUGGAAGUUAUCACCACAAUGGGUAAAUUCACCAAAAUCACAUCCCAAUUGGUUGUUCCAGAUUCUCUUGAAAGAGGGAAGGCAACUAACGCACAUAUUCUUGUUGGUACUCCUGGUAUUGUUAUUGAUUUAAUGAGAAGAAAGCUUAUCAACACUUCCAAAGUCAAAGUAUUUGUUUUAGAUGAAGCUGAUAAUAUGUUGGAAGCCCAAGGAUUAGGUGAUCAAUGUCUUAGAGUUAAGAAGCAGUUGCCUAAAUCAUGUCAAUUAGUUUUGUUUUCUGCUACUUUCCCAGAUGAAGUCCGUGCAUACGCUGAGAAAUUUGUUCCUAAUGCUAAUUCCUUGGAAUUGAAACAUGAAGAAUUAAAUGUUGAAGGUAUUAAACAGUUAUAUAUGGAUUGUUCCAGUGAAGAGCACAAGUUUCAGGUUUUGUGUGAGUUAUACGGAUUAUUAACCAUUGGAUCUUCGAUUAUUUUCGUUGAAAGAAAAGCUACUGCUGAUAAAUUGUAUAUGAAGAUGAAACAAGAAGGACACACGGUUUCUGUUUUACAUGGUGGUUUAGAAAAUGAAUCCAGAGAUAAAUUAAUUGAUGACUUCCGUGAAGGUAGAUCUAAAGUGUUGAUCACCACUAAUGUUUUGGCAAGAGGUAUUGAUAUUGCGUCAGUUUCUAUGGUUGUUAACUACGAUUUACCAACCGAUAAGAACGGCCAAGCUGACCCAUCAACUUACUUGCACAGAAUUGGAAGAACAGGUAGAUUUGGUAGAGUUGGUGUCUCCAUCUCUUUUGUACAUGACAAGAGAUCUUAUGAUAUUUUGAUGAAGAUUAGAAACUAUUUCGGUGGUAUUGAAAUGACUAGAGUUCCAACCGAUGACUGGGACGAAGUUGAAAAGAUUGUCAAGAAAGUCAUAAAGAACUAG
This is a messenger RNA of Spathaspora passalidarum NRRL Y-27907, 1485 nucleotides long. It is a transcript of the gene DBP5, whose product is annotated as ATP-dependent RNA helicase. Gene Ontology annotation, cellular component: cytoplasmic stress granule; nucleus. Gene Ontology annotation, biological process: poly(A)+ mRNA export from nucleus. Lineage: Eukaryota; Fungi; Ascomycota; Pichiomycetes; Serinales; Debaryomycetaceae. Gene Ontology annotation, molecular function: RNA binding; ATP binding; RNA helicase activity. Bases 1 to 1485 code for a protein of 494 amino acids. The record is from RefSeq and is a predicted model, not a curated record. The transcript has a single exon.